GCGUCGUGCCAGCUGCGUCCUUGGCCAGCGCGGUCCCAGGCCCAUUCAUGCCCAAUAAGUCGGUGACUUGACCGGUCAACUAGACUUUUACCAGAUCACGAACGUGGCAUGCCUCACCGGUCAGUCCGACACACUAUGGCUGGCCCCAACGAGCGAAUGGGGAAUGGACCUGCAGUGAGCACCUGUCAGACCUCUUGUCUGUAAGCCAUGCACAGGCCCAUGUGAGCACAUGUUCCAAAACCACCUUGUUUUGUUCGGUGGUCGACUCGACCGUGGCUGCGCGCCAUCUUUGGCUUCACAUACACCUCAGCACCUACCUAGGUACUUACUUAUAACCCAGGCAGUCCAUAAGACGUCUCGUCUCGUCUCGCCUCGCCUCACCUCGGCCUCGUGGUUCUCUCUGCUCCUCUCCUCCCAUCCAUGCAUCACGCUACAUGCUCAACCAUCGCCCACACCCGCAAGGAUACUUAAGUACCCAAGCAGUACCCGACGGCCUCUGAAAGCCAAGUCGCCAUCAUGUCCAAGACCAAGUCAUCGCCCUUCACAGUUCUGCACGAUGCUUCUCCUGUAUCACUAAACCCCCACCCUGCCCACAUCAUACACACAACCCGCAAACAAAAGCGCCCUCUCGAUGUUGCUGCCUUUGACAACGCAAUGGCCUGCGCCAACAGCACCGACUUCUGCAUCUGUGCCGGCACGGUGACCUUCAAAGGCUCGGGUGACAACAGGAAAGUCCUCGUCAUCCUCAACGAGAAAUACACAGAGGACCUCUGGCAGCUGCCCAAGGGCCGCAAGAACAUAGGUGAGGACGCCCUGUGCACCACCGCCAUCAGGGAGACGUACGAGGAGACGGGGUACAGGGUCCAGCUCCUGGCCAAGAACAUCCUUACCCGGGCUACCGUGGCCAAGGGCAGGCAGGUCCCCGGCCCCAUCUUCGAGGCCCAGAGCGCUGAGCCAGUCGCCAUGGUCCACUACACGGAGCCGGGCCCGGGGCUCGAGGGAGGGCCCGUCACCAAGGUCUGCUUCUUUUAUGUCGCCACUGUCAGGGAAGACGCCCUGCCCGCCAAGGACACUCAGGACACCGACGAGUUUCUCGAGCCUUUCUGGUUGACGUGUGCCGACGCAUUGGACAGACUUACCUUCGGGGCUGAGAGGAGGGCGUUGGAGAUCGCCAUGUGUUACUGGUGAAGUGCACUUGGUACAUGUGUAAUGUCAUUAUGAGCUGAUACAAGUGGGGAGUGAGCAGGGGAGUCGUGACAAGGUUCGCAAGGAUGGGAUUAGGUCAAGCAAGGACUGUUGUGGUGCCGAGGGUCGGGUUCAUAACGAGAAGAAGAUCGGAGACCUCUUAUAUUGGGAAUCCGUGCCACCAAAGUGGCGCCGUGAGCUUCAACACACGAUUCUGCUGUCAGCCUUGGAAUUCUUGACAUACAGGGGUCAAAGCUAUAAACGUCCAUUCAGAGCCGCGGAUUAACUCACUCAAAGCAAGUCAUUCUUGUGCCAGAUUUGGACGGAGCAACGCCAAAAUCAUAUUUGCAGUUCAAAGCUCACAGAUUCAUCAAAGCUGGCCUUCUCGUUUGGCUUCGCGGCCAUAAGGCUGCAAGCACUCAUUUCCAGAGUCCCACCUGAUUCUGCGGUGGGACAAGACGUAGCGCAUCUCAUACUGAGAAGUUGCUUGGGUGGUAAGCCUAUACAACUUGCAGCGUUAAGCCAAUCUUUUCCCCACAAGCCAACAGUAACUAUUUGCGUGACACAAAGAGUCUCGCCAGCAGCUUCUAUUGUUUGAAAACAUAACUCGGCCACCAAGGGACGCAUAGUGCUCAUUGUCGAAGGGCUUGACGAAGGGAAUGGCCAAAGCCAAGAUGGCGACGACAGUAAGGGUGGUCAACAGGGUGGCAAUGAUGGUGAGGGCGACCAAGUGGACGCUGGAGGUCGGAUCAUGCGAACCGGCUGGUACUUGGAAGCCUUUUAAGAGUGGCAGUGCUUCCUGUUUGAUUCCAAGGUCUCUUGAAGGCUCUGUCAUGUGCCGUCUGCUUGUCGCCACAUUUACUAAUUCAGCUGCAGAUAAUAUGUAUUACACUGCCCGGUAAGACUAUGAAAUGGAAGUCCAAGACUUUUUACUAAGAUUAUCUCCCGGCACUUCAAGAUAUGGUCACACAAUGUUUGUUCAUUGUUGAGUGACCAUUUUGAACAAUAAGGCAUAAAGGAAACAGAGGUUUCUAAGGUUCCCUCUUUUUCAUUGCUAACGCACUGGCAGUCGAUGGUAAAACAUUGGCGUGCGUCAAGUACCCCGACAUCUUGAUGGUCGAGGAGAUGCUCUUCUUUGGUUCAAGGCUGCAGCAGAGCGUAUUGUCCUCUAUUUCGCUCCCUAGCAUGCGUGACCCCACAAUUCCAAAAUAUUUUACAGAUGGAA
Molecule: messenger RNA, 2410 nt
Organism: Diaporthe batatas
Lineage: Eukaryota; Fungi; Ascomycota; Sordariomycetes; Diaporthales; Diaporthaceae
Exons: 1
Coding region: 517-1188 (223 amino acids)
Biological process (GO): AMP biosynthetic process; ATP biosynthetic process
Molecular function (GO): bis(5'-nucleosyl)-tetraphosphatase (asymmetrical) activity
Source: RefSeq, a predicted model, not a curated record